CCUGCGCCACGCGUCGCGUCAGACACGCCCAAUGAAAAAGGCCCAAGUGAUCUCACUCGCCAAGAACUUUACCAAAACCCAACGAUCGUCACAGGCGUAGGAGUCUAGUCACAUCGCCAAGAUACCCCAAGAGUUUUUACAUGGCUGACGAAGUCCGAGGGCACAACCCGUGUGAUGGCAAGUACGAAGACGUUUUGGUCACGGUGCUCUCGGAUGACUACGCAACGGACGUGGCUGACGUCUAACCUUGUGCUCUCCGCCAAAAAAACAAGGCAUGAUGAAGACGAUCGUAUACAUAUAAGUAUACCGUACCCAAAGUGAGAAAACGCCAGAACAACAACAGCAUCUCCACACCCAUUACAAUCUCUUCGCUUACCACUCCGGCCUCGACUAUCUACUACCUACCAGCAUGAUUUUCUCACACAUCAUUUCGCUCGUACUGCGAGUUUCACAGUUCGUGUUUGCGGCCAUCGUUCUUGGCCUGACAGCCUACUUUGUCUACAAGAUUGAAAACCCAGAUCGUGGGCCCCGUGGCCGUCGUGACCGUCGUGACCGUUGGGAUGACGAUGACCGUUGGGACAACGACCGUUGGCGUGACCGUUGGGAUGCUACCCGCUGGAGGGACGAUGAUGACCGGGACCCUCUUGGUCGACUGAUUUUUGCUCUUGUCUGGUCGUCUCUUUCUAUCAUCUUCGCUGUUAUCUGGGCUAUUCCCACGACGUUUGCUAUGAAGGGAUUUAUUUCAGACUUCAUCUUCACAGCAGGUUGGGCUGCCGUCUUCGGACUACUCGUCGACUGGUUCAACGACGCCAACUGCGGUAGCCCAUGGGCAUGGGGCGGUCUGUCACUGAGGCGCGGUGAUACCUGCGGCCAAUGGCGUGCUGCCCAGGCCUUCUCUUUCUUGUCCUUGAUCGUCUGGUUUGCAACUGGCAUCCUCGGCAUUAUUAUGGUGCUCCGCCUGAGACGCCGCGCGGCAGCAGCUAAAAACUCCCGCGUUUAAUCGGUCCAUUGGACUGCCACUGGUAGUCUAUGGCGGUGUUUACACUACACUAAUACGGUGUAGAUGUUUACCAAAGGGCCGAAUGAGGAUGGAAGACAGCGCACCAUCCUUGUUCAGGAUGCUGUCGCUCAACCUUGCUUCAGAGAAUGAUC
This is a messenger RNA of Bipolaris sorokiniana ND90Pr, 1152 nucleotides long. RefSeq lists its product as uncharacterized. Gene Ontology annotation, cellular component: membrane. The coding region runs from base 410 to 1000 and encodes 196 amino acids. The record is from RefSeq and is a predicted model, not a curated record. NCBI's taxonomy places the organism in Eukaryota, Fungi, Ascomycota, Dothideomycetes, Pleosporales, Pleosporaceae. The transcript has 3 exons.